This is a messenger RNA of Nothobranchius furzeri (turquoise killifish), 1816 nucleotides long. Lineage: Eukaryota; Metazoa; Chordata; Actinopteri; Cyprinodontiformes; Nothobranchiidae. The record is from RefSeq and is a predicted model, not a curated record.
UGGCUCAGGGAGGGUGAUGUCUGUAGGUCUGAAUCAUUGCCGUUAUCUCCUGGAAAAACAGGCUUGCUGCACACGUGUCUCUUCCGUUUUUCUGGUUGGGGACAAGGAACCGUCUGUGAGGCACCUAAAGGUGCUUUUAGAGUUCGAUCUGAACCAUACUCGUGUCUGAUUCUUCUGGUUCCUGUCCAGGUAAUAAAGUCACUCAGAAGGGUUGAAAAGGGUUUUGUUUUGUCUCCGUCUCUGCGUCCCUGCAGUCGGAUUGAGUGGGUGUGGCUUCACUGGAGCGAGUAUCUGAAGGCCUAUGAGGAGUUCCAGCUGUGGCUGGAGAAGCAGCGCUGUGUUCUGCAUGUCGACCUGGAGCAUCAGCUGGACCUGAAGGAGAAGCUGUGGCAGGUGGACCAGCAGCAGGUGGUGCUGAGUGAUAUCCACAGCCAGGGGGCGCUGUUGGAGAGGCUGCUGGAUGAGGCAGCAGCUCUGCACAGCAGGAUCCAGGACCCUAGCGUGGACCUCCAGGCCCAGCAGAAACUGCAGGAGGACUACAGGGAUGUGCGGGACCGAGCCAAGGAUCGUCUGGCACUCCUGCAGAAGAUCAGUGAUGACCACAAGAUUUUUGACAGCAAUGUUAAGGAGUUCCAGUCAUGGCUGCUGUCCAAGACCAGAGAGCUAACGGAGCUAGCGGGCCAGAUUGGCACCAUCCAGAACCGACUACAGGCCCUAAAGAUUCUGGAUGACAGCGUGGCCUGUGAGGAGAAGACUCUCCUGCACAUCGAGGCCUUGGUGGACUGCGUCCAGGCCAACACGUCUCCUGCGGGGGCCGAAGCCGUUCAGGAGCAGGCUGAGGAGCUCAGGCUGGGCUGGCAGCGCCUCAGGCAGGCUCUCUGUGAGGCCCAGGAUGGCCUUCACUGCAGAUUGGACUCCCACAGUCAGUACCUGACCCGCUGCCAGAAGCUUGGAGAGGACAUUGGUGGCCUCAGGGAGCUGCUGCAGGGUCUGGACCAGGAGCUGGACGAGAACCAGGAACCAGAGACGUCGGAGGAGAAGAUGGUGGGACAGUGGAGGAAAUACUCGGAAGUGAGGAGGACUCUGGUAGGUGAGGACUCUCAGGUGGAUCUUCUGAAGUCUCAGCUGAAGGAACUCUUCAGGUUUUCUGAGGAUUCUCGUCACCUGUCUGAUGAUGUGCUGGCUGUCGUCAAAGAGCAUCAGAGGUGUGUGUGUGUGUGUGUGUGUGUGUGUGUUUCCUGAGAUAACGUGCUGCUCAGUGGCCGUUUGUGAAAAAGCGGGGGGGGGGGGGGUCGUCAUUUUUUUCACUUUUAUUAACCAAACCUUCAGCGUGCUUUUGUGUGCGGACCGCAGGUGUUCUGCACCGAACCCUUCUGACCGACAGGAGGGUUGUGCUGACAUGGGGGUGCAGCGCUGCGCGGGGUUAUUGAACCGUUUCGGGUUUUUUCCAUUAAAUAAUGAAUUUUUCACACAGUUGCGUGAUUUAAGUGCAGCGGAUAAAAGUUCCUCUGCGAGUCUCCGCACGGACGCAUGAUGGCUGCACGCGCCCGACCUCCGUUUAAAAAAUGUGAUGUGCAAAUUCUGAUCAACGUGUUUCAGGGCGGAUCGGACCGGCUGGAGUCUGAAGAGACUCUGAGCUUCGUGUCGCCUCUCCUUCCCUUCGCUCACACGGAGCAGGCACGCUGCAGCAAACAUGUAAACAAACAUGUCUGCUGAACUUUGCGCUGUGACUACUGAUGUCAAGUUUUCAUCCUACAACAAAACACGGCGCGGAGCGGAGGACGCUCGUUAUUUCAGACCAGUUCUACAGGAGAAA